Messenger RNA from Bolinopsis microptera, 1834 nucleotides. Its product is annotated as protein ATP1B4-like. The record is from RefSeq and is a predicted model, not a curated record. Gene Ontology annotation, cellular component: sodium:potassium-exchanging ATPase complex. Gene Ontology annotation, biological process: sodium ion export across plasma membrane; potassium ion import across plasma membrane; intracellular sodium ion homeostasis. The transcript is spliced from 7 exons. Gene Ontology annotation, molecular function: ATPase activator activity. Lineage: Eukaryota; Metazoa; Ctenophora; Tentaculata; Lobata; Bolinopsidae. The coding region runs from base 25 to 867 and encodes 280 amino acids.
UCUAGGGUUCUAGGGUUUCCAGACAUGGGUGAAGAAGUGAAAGAAAAGAAACCCAACAAAUAUGUUGAGGGAUUCAAAGGAUUUUGUACUUUUCUCUACAACCCAGAUGAUCACACAGUUUUUGGCAGAGGGGGUUCUAGUUGGGGAAAAAUUAUAAUCUUCUACUUCUUCUUCUACGCUUGUUUGGCAGCUUUCUUCGCCGUCUGCCUGAUAGUGAUGCUGAACACCCUGAGCGAUGACAAGCCUACAGUUAUCGGACGUACCAACAAACCUAAGCUAGCAGCCCCUUUCCAAGAUCUGUACAUCUUGAACUUCAAGAACGAUGCACAAUGGAAUAAAUACAAGGUGGCAGCCGACGCAUUAAAAGCAAAAUACGAGGGUAACAAAGAUAAGGGCGACGGAUUUUUCGAUUGGAGCUUUGAUAACCUUGGAGAAUGUUUCGAGUCACAAUACCCCAAAAACAGUGAUGAAAGUAAAGUGGGAUGUUUCUAUAUUGGACUUAACAGGAUUUACGAUUGGGCUCCAGAAGAAGGCGAGACGUUGUCUUUCGGUUGCGAAUGGGUCGUGGGAAAAACUGGAUCUGGAAACUUGGACCCUCCAUUCGAUAUGGAAAUGCAGAAAAAAGUCGAAAUCGCUGCAGCACUGAAAGCGUACUACCCUUGGACCUCCAUGGAAAAUAACGGUCUGCAGCCGAUGCAGGCUAUCAAGAUAACCUUGAACAAGGAUAAACUAGCUGCAAUGAACGAGACAGCAUCUCUCGACACCUAUCUUGAUUGCAGCGCUUACGUCAACGAGAAGAAGAUUGAAGAUUCAGGCAACGCCAACUUCGAAAUCAGAUACUCAAAAGACACGAUAGCCGAUGAAUAGUUUGGAUGUGGAUUUGGAGUGAGUCGGUGCAAGAGAUCUGUCGCAACUUAACCGUGCUGAUAAGAUCUACACAAACUCUCGUGAUCAUCUGAUUAUUACAUAGGUUACUAUUAUGAUGAGCUAGAUUUUGAUAUUAAUUUAUUGAACACCAUUAACAUUGCAAAACUGAUCAGUUUUCUAAAUUCUACUAUUAUAUAUACCUAUUUAUAAUGAUUUUAUUUUGUGUACUAAGAUUGAAGGCGAUUUUGUAAUUACGGAUUUCAAAACUAUCGAUAGCAUUUUGUUUACUUGUACCGAUUUUUCGUUCGAAAUUGAACAAGAAUUAUAAACGUGAAUAGACACUUUUUAGAUUUCUAUUGAUAAACAAUAUAACUUUCCUUUCGCAGCCAUAAUUGUUUUUCGUUGGUCAAAAAAUUAACACAAAAUAAUUCUUGAGUUCUUUCAUCAAUCACUCUCAGAAUCAUCGAUUUAACAAAAGUUGUACACCAGCCGAACUGAAUAUUAAAUACAUGCAUUUUUAGUUAGUUAUUAGUUCAAUCGGUAUAUUUAUCGUUUUAUUGAAAUGAUGUUAUUUUGAGCUUUAUUUUCAUACCAAUGCGAUAUUGGAUUUAGUAGUACAUAGUGCUUGGGUUAUUUGUUAAUGGUGCGCGUUUGUUGGAUUAACUAUCAUAAAAUGUUUGGAUGCUAGUUUAAAUAGUAAAGCGUAGAGGAGCUUGGAGUAAGAAUAAUCAUUAUUACAAUUUGUAUUCGUAAUUAGAUUGAUACAUAUUUUGCACAGUUUUUGUAAAGAAGCAGAUUUGUUCCCGUGUAAUCUAGGAGUUGAGAACUCGUUACAAUUGUUGAGUAUAAUACUUUCUGAUAUGAAAUCGUUUCACGGUAAAAAGGGUUUUACAAAGUUUCCGAGGUCUGAAAUCGUUAUAUUGUGAUAUACAAGUUAUUACUAAAACAUAAAUUCGACGUUUAGUCA